Messenger RNA from Vicia faba (fava bean), 267 nucleotides. Lineage: Eukaryota; Viridiplantae; Streptophyta; Magnoliopsida; Fabales; Fabaceae. The record is from the annotation of a GenBank genome assembly.
AUGGAUAGCCACGAUUCUCAAGACGGGAAAAGCCCCGCUGAUAUGACAGCAUUUGUGCAAAAUCUUCUUCAGCAGAUGCAAGGAAGGUUCCAGACCAUGUCGGACUCCAUUAUUACAAAGAUUGAUGAUAUGGGAAAUCGUAUAAAUGAGUUGGAGCAGAGCAUCAGUGAGCUGAGAGCUGAGAUAGGAGUGGAGAUCUCUCAAGCACAAGCAGCCUCUGAGAAGGCAAAGGAAGAAGAGUCGAACAAAGAAGAGGGUUCGUCUUAA